Molecule: messenger RNA, 1032 nt
Organism: Elephantulus edwardii (Cape elephant shrew)
Lineage: Eukaryota; Metazoa; Chordata; Mammalia; Macroscelidea; Macroscelididae
Gene: WDR31
Product: WD repeat domain 31
Exons: 9
Coding region: 1-1032 (343 amino acids)
Molecular function (GO): protein binding
Source: RefSeq, a predicted model, not a curated record
AUGGGGAAACUGCAAAGCAAACUCAAACAAAGUUCUUUUAAGUACAGUAGGCCUGAUGGAGUUCUAGAAGAGAGGAUUCAGACUAAAACAGUUCAAGAGUAUAGCCCAGCCCAUGUGGAUGCUGUCUCUGCUGUUGCUGCCCUCAGCCCAGAACUUUGUGUCUCAGGAGGAAAAGAUAAGAUGGUUGUAGUCUAUAACUGGAAAACUGGAAAUGUGGUGAAAAAGUUCAAAGGACAUGAACGAGAAGUCACUAAGGUAGCCUGUAUUCCCAAAUCAAACCAGCUCUUCAGCGCCUCUCGUGACAGGAUGGUCAUGAUGUGGGACUUACAGGGUUCACAACCAAGACAGCAGCUCUCAGGCCAUGCCAUGGUGGUCACUGGUUUGGCUGUGAGCCCAGACUCCACACAGCUGUGCACUGGUUCUCGGGACAACACCCUGCUUCUGUGGGAUGUGGAAACUGGACAGUGUGUAGAGAGAGCUUCUGUUUCCAGAAACCUGGUCACUCACCUGUGCUGGGUCCCCAGAGAACCAUAUAUCCUACAGACCUCUGAGGACAAAACCAUCAGAUUAUGGGACAGUCGGGGCCUGCAUGUAGCUCAUAUGUUUCCUGCAAAACAACAUAUUCAGACCUACUGUGAUGUCAGUGAGGAUGGACACAUGUUUCUCUCCUGUAGCAACGGCUUUGGAGGGGAAGGCUGUGAAGCUACGUUGUGGGACCUAAGACAGACACGCAACAGAAUAUGUGACUACAUAGGACAUUUCCAGACAGUUGCAUCCUGUGUCUUUCUACCAAGAGCGCUGGCCUUGACACCGGUAAUUGCUACCUCAUCACAUGACUGCAAGGUUAAGAUUUGGAAUCAAGAUACUGGAGCCUGCCUUUUCACCUUGUCUCUGGAUGGAUCAGGACCUUUAAAUUCCCUAGCUGUUGGUGACACCGUCUCCUUAUUGUGUGCAAGUUUCAGCAGAGGAAUUCAUUUACUCAGAGUGGACCACAGCCAAGGGCCGAAACUGUGGCAAGUGGCAGCAUUUUGA